AAUAAACAAUCCUAGCAAAAUAUGGCUACUGCGAUGGAAGUUUUUAAGGAAAGCGAACGCUCUUCGAGCUCGAAUUCAUCUUCACAAGAAAGCGCUAGCGAGGAUGAAAUUCUAGAGCAAUCGUCUCUUAUUGUACCCUAUUCAAACGAACCGCUUGCUAGUAGCGGCGAUGAGUUUGACGAGAGUACAACAGACGACGAGGAUGGCAUUUCUUCCGAGACGCUCGGGAAAAGAUGGAGCAAGGACGUGCCAGUGAACUCAUGGUGUCAAUGUGGACGGUGCAACGAUCGUCACCUCAGUAGCGCAAGGGAAUAUCGUUGCUGUAAGGAAAUCCUUGAGUGUGCAGGGAAGUAUACGUAUGAGGGUAAGGAUGCUGCGUGCAUUGUGGAACAUUGGGAUUAUUUGCCAAUGGUUCACAGAACUGUGUUAAGUAACGUUGGGCAGUUAUUAACCAGGAAAGAUGGCACUAAAUAUAAAGAAAGAAAAACCAGAGUGAAAACGAGUGGGAAGAUCUUCAAAUGA
This is a messenger RNA of Dendronephthya gigantea, 522 nucleotides long. RefSeq lists its product as uncharacterized. Bases 22 to 522 code for a protein of 166 amino acids. The record is from RefSeq and is a predicted model, not a curated record. NCBI's taxonomy places the organism in Eukaryota, Metazoa, Cnidaria, Anthozoa, Malacalcyonacea, Nephtheidae. The transcript has 3 exons.